AUGCCAGCUCACGACGCGAAGAACCGAACUGCUGUUGGAGCGGGACAGACACGGCACCCACGGGGUCUCACGCAGACCCUGCAGAAGUUCCUCUACCGCUGCAGCCGUUGGAGAUUGAGGCGCGUCGCACCACACACUCGCGAGCCACCAGUACAGCAGCAGCAUGCGCAUCGCCAUAUUACACUCAGCGGCGUCACUCCUGGGCGAAGCAUCACGAUGGCACGGCACCAGACGUUGUACCAGACGCAAGAGAAGGCCGUCCCGAAACCACUCCUCCGGCACGCGCAGUAA
Messenger RNA from Trypanosoma grayi, 291 nucleotides. RefSeq lists its product as hypothetical. The record is from RefSeq and is a predicted model, not a curated record. Bases 1 to 291 code for a protein of 96 amino acids. The transcript has a single exon. Lineage: Eukaryota; Euglenozoa; Kinetoplastea; Trypanosomatida; Trypanosomatidae.